Cryphonectria parasitica EP155 is the source of this 4259-nucleotide messenger RNA. RefSeq lists its product as uncharacterized. The coding region runs from base 1 to 3645 and encodes 1214 amino acids. NCBI's taxonomy places the organism in Eukaryota, Fungi, Ascomycota, Sordariomycetes, Diaporthales, Cryphonectriaceae. The record is from RefSeq and is a predicted model, not a curated record. The transcript has 3 exons.
AUGCUAGGUCAUCUUCGAUUCCACAGGCGCGGCCCCUCUAAUCCUUCUUCUCCAGUCCCGGAUCAAUUAUCGCCGUUCGACCACGGUGAACAUCCUCAGAGCGUGCAGGACAUCUCGUCACGCCCCGACUUUUUACCAAGGCCCACCAAUGCCUCAAAUACUCCACCCGUUCAUCCCUCAAGCAGCCGUCCAGAGCAGGAAUCUGCGCCCGGCCAGAAGCCGCCAGAACAGCACGUCCGAUCUCCUCUCAACAGCAUCGACUCUGGCUUCAUAGGCGGCCUUGCCCUCCAGAACUACCGCCGUGCUUUCGAGUCCUCACGCCCAGAAUCGUCUGAAGCUGCUGCUGCCACACAGGGCUCGUCUGCUCAAGAGGGGAUACGGACCAAACCUGUCCCUCCACCUAUAAAUACCAACCUGCCCUCGACACGACCGCCGCCCAUGCCGAUCAAGGAAGUCCGAACGAAUACUUUGUCCUCCUCCUCCUUCGUUGCCCCGACAGAUCUACAGAGCAAUGUUGGCGCUACAGGGAAGAGACCGGCUGGGACGAGGCUCACCUCGGAGCCACCCAUGCUGGCGAGGUCCCAAACAGCUGCAGAAACACAGCGGGCCAAGAAGGGGCUGCCAUUCCUGAAGAAUCCCAUGUCUGGACUGCUGAUGCGUCGCAAGGCCUCCCAGAAUGCGCCCGACCUACGUCCUCUUCCUCUGCCGCAGAAAUCUACCGAGUCGACUUACGAUCCCCGGAUCAGAGGUACGCGUGUGCACGACUUCAGCGCGCCCAGGCAACGGGUGAUUCCUACGAGGAAACCAACUGUCCCGGGCGCUGAGGUCUGGACUGGCUGGGACAAGUACCACAAUGGACCACAAUCUAACGCCUCCGACCUACCUCUGCGGAUGGAAACUAGCAAGAGCAGUAGUGCUGCAUCGGAAGCCACACAAGCCGCAACGUCAGAUGGUGACGACACAACGCAGCCUGACGACCGUGCCGAGGCGCCUUCACAGGUGUCGGCACAAGCGGGCAAAAUGAUAUCUCUCGAGGACAAACCUCUGCCGGCGAAGCCCUCAGGACCGAAUCAUGUGGCUGAGACGACAACCCGUUCCGUGUCUACCACAUCGAGGCCAGUGUCCGUGGCCUCGUCCAUGCAGAGAACCAAUCCCUCGACCCGGACAAAUCGAUCCCGUCAUAUUUCCCUGUCGGAAGACACCUUGUCGGCGCUACCUAAGCACAUGAAGAGUACAUCCUCGCGCUUCAGCUUCGACAUGAUUGGUGCAGCCAGGGCCGAGAAACUGCUAGAGGAGAGACAUCGGCAGAGGGAGUUGGAAAGGAAGGCCAACGGAGGCGCGCCUGGCAGAGACUCAGGAUUUGACGACUUCGACGAAGACACAUUUGACUAUGAUGCUGCUAUGGAUGACGGUGGUCUGGAAGAGGCGAUCCCGGGCGUGAAUGCCGACUACGAAGAUCAUUACUAUGAGGAGGACAUCCCCAUGGUUGGUGACGACGACAUUAUAGACGACGAGGACGAUCCUGACAACGACCAGGAAAACUUCGCUGGCUUCGUGUUCUCAAGAUCCAAUCCACAGUCCUCUCUGGUCAGCCCAGCGACCCCAGGGAUGGUCAUCACGCCAAGGGACGCAAGCGGGAGGCCCAUAGGGCACGCAAUCACCACCGACAGAACGCCAGGCUUGCUGUCUGUGCCAUCACCGCUGCCGGUCGAGGAUGUGACCAAAGACAGGCACGAGGGGUUAGAGGAUGUGCAGGUCGCAGGUCUCGGUAUACAGGGCCUUCAAGCUCCACAAAAGACGCAGUACGAUCCUACAGUCUUUCAAGAAAGACGGAACAUGCCUAUCGACGACGCUUCAGAAUCAGCAAACACGCAAGACAAAGGGAUCUACUACGAUGCUGGACUAUUAGAAGAAUUGCAGAUGGAGGCAGACGAGAUUCAGAAGGCCGAUUUCGAUGAGUCCAUAUUCGACGACGACGACACAGACCACUUUGGUCGACCGAUCCCAGGUGCUUUUGCUCAGAACCUAGCCAUGAGAGAACAUGAGCAAAAGAAGAGAGAGUCUGACGUGACGUCUCGCUCAGAGACAUCAUCGACAACGGCGCAUACAUCUGUCAGCGUGGGCAUGCCGCCCGUGCAGCAGACGGACAAGGACGCAGAAGUCUCGAAGAAGCCAUCGUCGGUACCCACCUCUCCGCCUCAAGGCCAUGAAGACACAGCCGCUGCAUAUCAGAAGGCCCUGGCCGAUGCCGCACACAAAGCUGCUGCUGUUGGCUGGAAAUCGCGGUGGGAUGACGGGCCUGAAUCGUCCGCGCCAGUUGGUGACCCAGAUCCGAGCAGCGCUGGGUUGCAGGACGAUCAACCGUUCCAGGCCGACGACUAUGAGGACGACGGUUUCGGGGGCGGAUUUGAUGAUGAAUAUGACGACGAUCUCCUCGAUGAGGCGUUCAUAGCAGAGGCCAACGCCGAGGCCCUGGCCUAUGAUUCUGAAGGCUUCUACGGCGACGAAUUCGGCUUCUACUCAGCACCCAUCCCAGCUCGCAAUGGCUUCCAUGGGUACUCGGCUCCCGCUAGCGGGUCCUCCGUCGGGAACGAGAGUCAAUACGGAGGGUAUUUUGGACCGUCUGGCGCGAUCGGCCGCAGCGCUAGCGGCCGUGUGCUUCGCGAGCCAAAUCUCACGCCCAUCACUGAGCGUUCUGAGUACUCGAACCGCAACUCGAUGAUGUCCAUGGUCCUGCCCAGUGCGACCCUAUCAGACCUUCGCAAUUCGAUGGCAAGCCCUAAUUUUGCGCACAUGGUGCCGGGUGCUGAUGACAGCGAGACCUUCUCCCUCAGCGGCCUGCAACGCCUUCGCGGGAAGACUUUUGGCGGCAGCCAGAUCAGCCUGAGCUCGUCGCGCGACGGUAGCCCUCGAUCAGAGCGUGCGCCUCUGCACGAGCGGUUUGACGGGGCGUCGAGUCCCGCGCCAUGGGAGCUCGGCAGGCCGCAGUCGCAUCUGGGCUCGACUAGCGGUGCGCAGCCUCAUGAGAGGAAAAACUCAGCCUACUCGGUCUGGAGUAACUCGGAUGCUGCCAGUGCCGCAGGAAGUCCAACCCUUACCCCAUCCCCCGGACCGCAAUGUCCACCAGUCUUCGAGGAUGAGGCUGAGGAGGUGCCGAAUCCCGGGACGACGCUGGCAGACACUCCCGUCGACAGUGAGGCGGAGCCCAGCGCUGUCAUCCCCCUGACAGGCGAUAUUUCUGAAACUGUGGAUGGUGCCAGCUCGCUCGGCGCUGAUAUGGACAGCUCCACCCCCUCCGAGACAACCCAAACAGAGGAGGCACUGGAGAGCGAAGAUGACACUUCUGCCGCAGUUAUAAUGACACCAGAGAACGGCUCUCUUGAAGCGCAGGUCGCCUACGCGAACAAUGCAGCAUUCAAAGCCAACGCGGCGACCGUCUCGAUCAACAAAGAUAUCUCGGUCUGUUCCAUACCGCUGUCGCCGGCGUCGCUGGAUAGCCCUCGCACACCACCUCUGGACGCCCAUGGUUCGUCUCUCGGAAGAAUUGAAAAACAAACUUCGUCCGUGUCUCUGGAGGACGACCACCCCACUUUUCUGCGCGAUACUCAGAUCCCCCGCAGUAUUUUUGCUUUGGAGAAGGAGUAAGAAGUUGACAAGGCGGCUGCUCGUAAACAGCGCGCUUUCGUGGGCUGAAGAAAGAGGGCGCCUGAUCUCGUUGAACCUCAAUGUUUGACUGGACCGGCCGCGGUAUACGAACUCUGCCUAUGCCUAGCUGGAUCCAACGAAGUGGCAUAAUGAUGGCCACAACAAAGUGCUGUUGGAAUUUUCCUUGUCGAGAGUGCGACGAAUAUUAUAUAGACACAGGGCGGCAUUUAUCUUGGAACGAGGACGAUAUCCAAAAGUUAACAAGCAUUUAGUAGCUGACGCGCAAGGCGAAGCAUGAUACCAAAUCAUAUUAUAAUGGAGGGCAAAUGAUAGACUGCACCCGAUCAGAAAGCAAACACCAAUUUGUACUGUUUUCACCCUCUUUGAUGCAGCCCAGUCCAUUGAUUGAACUCCUACGCACUACAGACCAUCGAAGGCGUAUGUCUACACGGUCGCAGGAGGCUAUUGCGAAGAAGAGGGGCGUAGGACUAGACAGGAUAACGGUGCAUACACCCUCACGAUCGUUCCUCAGAAGCCCUCCCCCACCACCCAUGACAUAGCAGCAAACGUCUUCGCGAGCAGUACUCAGCGCUCUACGACUGCAUCACUUGCCC